AUGCAGACUGCAAUGGUAGAACUUGGCAUGGUCGAGUGGUUGGUAGAUCUACUUGAACUCACUGACAAUCAGUCCGACUACACGCUGGAGUACGCCGUGGCGUUGCUCAUGAACCUUAGUCUUCGAACUGCAGGCAAGCAACGCUGUGUACCAAUGAGUAACCGAGUUCUCAAAUUGCUGACGGAUCUCAUAAGUCAUGAGAAUACCAGCAUCCUUUCCUACGUCAAUGGAGCUCUCUUUUCAAUUCUCUCACUUCCGGAGUUACAGCGUACGGCAGAAGCCAUGGACCUUGAAGGCAUUCUGCGGUGCUUUAUGCGGAGCGAUCAGCCAGAGUUGAAUCGUCAAUUCGAAUUCAUUAUUAAGCAGAUGAAUUCGGUUGACAUCCAAUCGGCGAACGACUCCAAUGAUGAGGAUGAUGACGAGUACGAUGAUGAAGAAGAUGCCGAGCAGAUGGAGCUUGAAAUCGACAAGGACGAUGAGUUCUUUGAGAUGACCAGUAGACGCCCACCGUUUGGUAGCCGUGCGCCCCCAGAGAACCGUCCUGCCUACCCCAACUCCCAUGGUUAUGAGCUGACUGGAGAACAACUUCUACAAAAAGAUUACAGAGUGAUGAAGGAGACCAACCGGGGCGGUAAAACGGGUCAGGAAACCCAGAAUCUGGGUGUGCCGCACGUCCAGCACUAUGAGACAGAGAGUCAUCUCAAUGGCGGUGGUCUCCUUCGUCGUCCUUCAACACCCGGUCGAGCACGUGCAGGAAUGGAUUCUCAGUUGUACCAAUCCACCAACUCUAAGAACUUGAAAUCUAAAAACACGCCGCCGGCUAUUCCUGAGGACGGCUCGGCUGGAAAUAACAAUCCGCCAAAAAAUGCAGGCAGUCUCCUGUUCAAUCUCCUUAAAGACAUAAUGAAGAUUUCGCACGACGAGGGGACAAAGAUUCCCACGGUCACGAAAACCGUGUCUUCGGCAGGUAGCUCCAAAUUAGAAAGCCAUCCCGAGUAUCAGAAGGCCUUUAACAGCCGCCCGCGAAUCCUCCGGACUCCUGAACACAAGAGGAUGACUGCGUCAACGGAGCGCAGUACGCCACGGGGCGACCCUGUGGGUGCUGAUCGUCCCGGCAACUCACGCUCAAGUCGAACACGACCAACUUCAGGUGGGAAGACAAAAUUUAUACUAAGACCGAUU
This is a messenger RNA of Dibothriocephalus latus, 1182 nucleotides long. The record is from the annotation of a GenBank genome assembly. Lineage: Eukaryota; Metazoa; Platyhelminthes; Cestoda; Diphyllobothriidea; Diphyllobothriidae.